This is a messenger RNA of Bacidia gigantensis, 2400 nucleotides long. RefSeq lists its product as uncharacterized. Gene Ontology annotation, molecular function: protein binding. Lineage: Eukaryota; Fungi; Ascomycota; Lecanoromycetes; Lecanorales; Ramalinaceae. The record is from RefSeq and is a predicted model, not a curated record. The transcript has 4 exons. Bases 1 to 2400 code for a protein of 799 amino acids.
AUGAUCGAAAGUGAUGAGCAGCAUUUCGCAGGCGAGGCUAUCAAUGACAUCGGAGCAAGCCUUAACAAGGAUGAGAAUAUCACGGAUAUUUUCGCACCUCCUCUUACGCUCACUCUACUCUUGGAUUGUGACACAUGUCGAAGACUCAAAAUAAAGCAACUAGCACCACCUGCGAUGAGCAAAAAGGCGGAGGCUCCUCCUCAACUAACGCUGCAUUCACCAUUGACCCGUGCAGAGGAUAAGGAAGCAGGAAGACAUUCUAUUGAACCGGGAUCUGAGGCUUGUCAGACAAGAGGCCAAAUUCAAACAGGUGCCGGAGAUGACGCCUUCAAAGAGACUGUCGAUGGAGUUGAUCGACCUCACUAUCUCAAGAAGAUGGUAUCUGAAGGAACGUGGACGGAAGUGACCAAAGAUUUGGUCAGCAAGCAAGCAAUCGAGCAGAUGCGGUAUGAGUACGAGGAGACUCCUGGCUUUUACUAUAUCAUGGCCUACCUGAAAUAUGAGGACGUCUUGGCUCUUAUUGAGCUUACAAAUAACAAGCAACACACCAUAACUCGUGCUCUUGACGUUGUUGAGAGUGGGGCGGAUGAAUCAGAGACCGCUGUUGGGCUCCUAGAAAAGACUUAUAAUGAUAUGCUCGCCAAAGUCCAAGCUCACCCCAGUACCUACGCCUUGAAUUCUGAUGAAUUGAGAGUCCUGCAUUAUUUUCAAAGCCGCGCUUGUGCUAACGAUGACCUGUACGCAGCGAUUGUGCGUAGAAAAGGGGCAACACCCGCUCAAGAGUACUUCUUACCCUCUGGGAUGCCACAACAAUAUCAUGGGAAUAAAUUGAAUAGUCUUGAAGACGUUUCAGACCAGAUUAACAGGAUCUCAGACAAUAGUGAACAGAAAAUUUCUACUUCGAGAAAAGCCAUACAAAACGUCAAGCGGAGAGAGGGUUUACUGGGCAGCAACAAAACCGCAUCAGAAGACAAUCUAUCGGUGAAAAGCCCAAAAGAUGACCGGGUGACUCCCCGAAAAGCGCACUUCGCUCAAUUCAAUAUAUCGCUCAAGCAGCAACAAGCGUCAGAAGUCUGGGCCAAAGGCGGUUGGAAAGUUGCAGUGUCAUUGCAAAAAGAGGACAUGAAUGAAAAGCUCGAAGUUGAUGGACUCAAGAAUAUAGGUACAAUGGAUAGCAUGUCCAAUCUGGCUUUCAUGUACUGGCGACAAGGGCGUUUUGCCGAAGCCGAGGAAUUACAAUUGCAAGUACUGGGAGCCAAGCGCAAAGUCUUGAAACCGGGGCACCGAACACUAGCUGCAAGUCAAGCCGAUCUAGUCUUCUUGUACCAGCUUCAAGGGCGAUGGGAAAAAGCAAAAGAGCUUUCCGAAGAGAUAGGAAGGCGACUGGGACUCCACUUCACUUCAGUCAGCCUAGAGGGAUGGCCGAACAAGAUUCAGAAGAUACGGACGGCCGGUGCUCGGCUCUCAAAACCCCCUUUUCUCAUACAAAGGGCUCGAAAGAUGGCGUUUUAUGUACAGUGGAGGCUUGAACGAAAAGAGAGCCCUCCACCUACCUUGUUCAGAUUGAAUACCGUAGUGGACUAUCAGAUUCAUGGAGGGUUCUCUCGAAUAGAGCGAUGUAAGGCGUACGUCGAAAGCUUCAGUGGCAGAGAGUGGGAUUGGUGGCCACUUGCUCAGAUGAAAGAGCAGGUCCCAGAAGGCAAGAUAAGGCUCCAAUGGCAAUGUGGCGUGAUCGGCUCCGAACGGUCCUUCGACGAUACCAAAAAACUUUUCGUACUCUUCGCCAUUCAUCAGAGCUCAAAGAUCGAUCACACACAGAUUGAAACGAAGAUACCAAAGAUCCAUGACGACGCAAUGUUCUUUGCAAACCUUCGUACAGAAUACCGUCUUCUGAGAGGUCUUUUACGGUAUUGGCUGUCACCCUUUGUAUUCUCACAUUGCUCUUUCGUCAAAUAUACUCGCUUCUACGUCAACGAGCUCGCUCACAUCGGACCAAGUCUCCCCACUGACUCACUUUACGUCUAUCAUCCUCGACCACCAGGUCCACACGAUGAUCCACCAAUCUCCUCUCACGAAUUCAACAGGCGGUUCUAUUCCACCCUUUGCAAUCCAUGCGGACGCGGCGAGGCGCUCGAAAGGAUUCCGAAAAGGAUGAAACGCUUCCAAACCCACAUCCAUGUUGACGGACGGGAGCACAUGUGGGGCCUCCAAGUGGAGCUCAGGCCGAGCUUCAUAAGGGUCCUGCUGUGGCAGAUCGCUAUCACUGCUGCUGGAUGGGCUUUGCUAGGCUGGUGGCUAAGCCGCCAUAGGGGAGAUCUGCAGGGUGCUGCUGUUCCAAUUACCUUGAUUCUUACGGCGCUCGUCGCAUUAUGGGUACCACUUUGGGAACGCAUGAAAUGA